AUGGUGCUCUGUUGGCAACGAGCAAAGCCGGAAAGAAGCCAUGUCCCAAGAGGUCAAUCUAGUAUCACGGCGAAGCGAGAGGCGACAGCCAGCCCCGCUCCGAAUACCAUCAAUGCAGAGUCCAAUGAUAAUUCAGAACCGCAACCCGGAAAUCCUGUUCGCCCAAUCCCUGUAGAAGGGGCAACUGCCGCCGCAACUGACUCAACUACUCCAUCCGAUAAGCCUGCGUCACAAAUAACCUUUAGCCGGAAGGACUACGUGGAAAGGAUGAUCAACAGUAUGGCCUUGGAUAAGACAGAUAUGCAAGCAUACGUGAGAGCACUAACCUUGAUUGGAGCCGAUUAUACGGUCUAUAAGGGCCACUUGUUGGCAAACGGAGGUGUGGAGGACCCAGCGUUUCUCGGAUUUGACCUCGUGGUUACACGGGCAAAUACACGUGCCCGCCAUAUACUUCACCGUCUCACCAUCUCCAACUACAACAGGAGGGCCGCAGAGCCGACCACCAAUAAUGAAAGUCCAACUUCCGCUCCCCCAGAGACAAUGCCUCCAGCACUCUCAGACCUGUAUGAACAGGCUACCCAAACCCAGCCCGUUGACUGGUACGGGAUAUGGGUUGCUGCUUUGCUGGGCGUCUGGCUUCUCACGCGGUUAGCGUACCAGCUUGGUCGGUGGACUGUCCAACGCCACAUCGCGGCCUCUAUUGGACGGCGUCUCGGCCGCGAGUUGCCGUGGCUUCUCCAGGCUAUUGACAUUGCUAUCGCUCUCGAGGCGAUCUUGGUUGGGGUGCUCCUGGGUGCCAACAUUGUUCUUCUACUCGUGUCUGCCCAUGGCUGGGCCGACGUCCAGCAACGCGCGGUGAAGCUCGCUGUUUUGAACCUAUUGGCGCUCGGUACGGGCCUCACCUUUGGCCUCCCAGCCUAUCUGCUCGGAAUCAGCUACUCUGCCGUUGCGUGGUCGCAUUGUUGGGUUGGGCGGGUGAUGGCCGCCCAUUCCCUGCUUCAUGGAGCCAUUGCCAUCGCCAGAGCGGAGAACCCGAUCGCCUCGCUGAGGCAUGACUGGGUGCCUUUACUGGCAGCUGCUGCUGUUCUUCUCAUGAUCCCCGUGACCUUGCAUGCGGUCGUCCGACAGCACUGUCAGGUGGCCAUGAAAAUCCACUAUUCUCUGGCGGUCACGGCAAUGGCGGCCCUGGCAUAUCAUACGUGGGACCAAGGAUCAGAAUCCUGCUGGCAAGUGGUUGAUGUUGGGAUUCUAUGGAUUAUGCUGAGUGCCGUCGCCGUCUCCUAUGCAGAUUUCGCUCGUGCUUCCAACUCCAGCCCUUCUACGUCGCUUACUGGGAUGAUGCGCCCGGACCGUCCUGCACUGUUGCUAGGGCUAUACGGCCCAUCGAUCAACUUUUCUCCGUUUGGGACGAUCGUGUUUAUCAUAGAGAAUAUUGGUAUUUUGCGAGUGCUUUCCUAUAUCCGCAUGCUCGUCCAGGCAAAGAUCCUAAUGAAUCCUAGACCACCAAUGCUGGCUGGGCGAUUAGAUACAGGACCUCUUGGACCUCGACCGCGGUGA
Messenger RNA from Aspergillus niger, 1557 nucleotides. RefSeq lists its product as uncharacterized. The transcript is spliced from 7 exons. The record is from RefSeq and is a predicted model, not a curated record. The coding region runs from base 1 to 1557 and encodes 518 amino acids. Lineage: Eukaryota; Fungi; Ascomycota; Eurotiomycetes; Eurotiales; Aspergillaceae.